This is a messenger RNA of Oncorhynchus keta (chum salmon), 786 nucleotides long. Its product is annotated as gastrula zinc finger protein XlCGF49.1-like. The record is from RefSeq and is a predicted model, not a curated record. The transcript has 2 exons. NCBI's taxonomy places the organism in Eukaryota, Metazoa, Chordata, Actinopteri, Salmoniformes, Salmonidae. Bases 1 to 786 code for a protein of 261 amino acids. Gene Ontology annotation, biological process: regulation of immune system process; negative regulation of transcription by RNA polymerase II; regulation of cytokine production.
AUGGAGAACGGUGUGUAUCGGUGUUCGAAUGCGACCGUCGGUUCUCCUGGAAGUCUGCGCUGCAGUAGUACGUACCUUAACAGGCACCUGCUCACACACCAAGAGGAGAGGUUGCAUGUCUGCAGCUGUGGCAAGAACUUUGCCUACAAGGCUGCUCUGACCGCACACCAGCGCACCCACCUGAAAGAGAGGCCACACCAGUGCAAGCAGUGUGGAAAGGGUUUCCUCUACAAGGGAGGGCUGGUAAGUCACAUGAAGAUCCACUCCCGAAGAAAUGCCUUCAUGUGCUCAUUCUGUGGGAAGAGCUUCAAGAGGGAGAGGAACAUGAAGAAACACGAACGCUGCCACACCAGGGAGAACGUGUUCAGCUGCUCGCAGUGCGACAAGACCUUUGUGUACAAGGCCACACUGACCAGGCACGAGCUAACCCACUCGGGGGAGAGACCGUUCCUGUGCUCCGAUUGUGGCAAAGGGUUUUUCUCCCAUGCGGAGCUUCUAAAGCAUGAGCGCUUCCACACGGGCCACAAGCCGUUCCAGUGCUCCCACUGCGGGAAGCAGUUCACCCAGUCCUGCUACCUGACCAUUCACCUGCGCUACCACACAGGGGUACGGCCUUACUCCUGCACCCAUUGUGACAAGAGCUUUCUCAGCGCCAACCGUCUAAAGAGACACCUGAGAACCCACACAGGAGAGAAACCCUACCUGUGUUCAGAGUGUGGCAAAGGAUUCAAACAGUCAUAUCACCUGAAGAUGCACCAGCAGACUCAUGCCACCAAGAUUUACUGA